Messenger RNA from Paramacrobiotus metropolitanus, 2804 nucleotides. RefSeq lists its product as uncharacterized. The record is from RefSeq and is a predicted model, not a curated record. Gene Ontology annotation, biological process: regulation of transcription by RNA polymerase II. Gene Ontology annotation, molecular function: protein binding; RNA polymerase II cis-regulatory region sequence-specific DNA binding; DNA-binding transcription factor activity, RNA polymerase II-specific. NCBI's taxonomy places the organism in Eukaryota, Metazoa, Tardigrada, Eutardigrada, Parachela, Macrobiotidae. Gene Ontology annotation, cellular component: nucleus.
AUGAACCCCUCGUUCCCCGCCAUGCUGGGCACCUCCCAGUCCGGUCCGCUGCACCGGCCGUGGGAGAGCCUCCCGGAAUCCCCGCAGCUCUCCGCCAGCGACCCCGGCGGCCGUCCCCUCGCUGCAGCCUCGCCGCGCUCCGCCCCGGCCGCGCCGGGGGUGCCGGCCUCCUCCGCCGGCAAGCACAACCUGGCCAACACGGCGCACCUCUACGCGCCCGCCUGCGGCUUCUCCCCGGCCCACCUGGGCCCUCCGGUGCCUCUGAACAGCCCCUACCUCCCGGGAAUGGUCCCCGCUCCUCCUCCACGCCGCGCUCCGACCUCUCGGCGGGCCACGCCACGGCCUUCCCCUUCGCCGCCUCCCCGGAGGCGUCGCCGGGGGCCUUUACGAAGACGCCCCAGUCCCACAGCGUCUUCGCCGAGUAUGAGCAGAAAAGCGCGCGAGCGGGAGAGUCGGUGCCGUUUUCCCUCCGCGAGAUCCCUGAAUGCGGCGCUUCCCAGUUCGGGUAACCGCGAAAAAGCGCACCCUGCGCCGGUUCCGCCGGGCAGUUACGAACGGCUGCGGGCCGCGCUGCACCACUCGGACGGCAGCGACGUGGAGAUGUCCGCCAAGCAGAGUCGGCCGCGCAGCCGCCAGUCCACCGGUCCCCCCAGCAUGACCGCCACCCCCGGCGGCACCCCGACCACCGCCCCCACCGGGUCCCAGAGCAGCAGCUCCUCCCGGCGCAAACGCAAACCGCCGCCCAUCCGCAUCGACUCCUCCAUCUCCAACUUCUCCCACUCGCAGCGCCAGUCCCUGGCCGCCUCGGCCUUGGCGCCGCGCUCGGCCCCGCCCAUCCCCUCGCUCCCCACCAAACGGGAGACGGCGUCCCCGGGCGCCGGGGCGCUGUAUUCGCCGCUGGCUAGUCCCUUCAUGACUGGUGCCUUUCCCUACAAAUUAUUCGGAUCAGAGUACGCCGCAUACUACCCGCCCUACUGCGCCACGCCCCUGGCCGCGCCCUUCAGCCCGGUGUACGGCGGGCAUGUCCCGUACAGCUUCCCGGGCUUUGGGAUGCCGAUGGGGGACCUCGGGAUGGGCGUGAAGGCGGAGCAGCUGAUCCCGGGCAUACGUCUCGGCGCCCGGCUCCGGUCGGGGUCGACGUCCAGCUCGGGCUUCGGAUCGGGGUCAUUGGACACCCUGCAGCCAUCGCACUCUGCCCACGGUCCAUCGCGGCCGCUGCCGUUGUCCGCCGGCUAUUUUCAUUCCCUGGCGGCCGCUCAGCAAGCCAGCUACCCGUUUCCCAAGGGACCGCAGAAUGGCAGCGGGGCUUUUGUGUUUCUCUGUUUUUUUCCAGGCACAUCGCUCAAGAUCCUCAUGGGCGACGAUGUACCGGCGGCCGUCGAGUACCAGCGCGUCGAAGCGUACCAGCUCAAUAACGUUGAUUUCGACGUGGGCGCUAAUUUCCGGUUGAUGGACUACGUAAAAAGCGACGAGCAGGUGGAGCUGAACCUGAAGCCCGUCGGUCACUCUGGCGAAGCGGCGCAGGGCAGUCCUCUAGGCAACACCCGGGCCCCGUCCCACCGGCACUCGAGCCGCGGCGCCCUGUGCCUCCGGGCGUUGUGUCCCACCUUCCACCCCUUCUACAAUCACGAGCGCGGCUGGUUGUCGCUGGAUCCGCUGGCCACGCUCGGCGUCCUCGGGCUCAGCUGCCAACAACUCUCCGUCUCGGACGUCAUCAGCGCGCAUCCGCCGGAUCUCACCAGUGCGGUCUUGCUGGCCGGCGUCGGCAAUAUGCCGUUCGGGAUGGGCUGGCCGCACGCCGGGAUGGGAGUCGAUCCGUCCAGCUAUCCGACUGAACAAACUCGUCUGACGAGAGGACCGAUGGAGGGAACAGGGCCGACGCCGAACGGUCACUGGCAGAUGACGUCGCCGACCAUGGGGAACGGCGGACUGAUCGAGAACCAGUUGCUGCCGGGGAACCGGCAGCCGCGCAUCCGCCACAAGGACAAGAAGCGCGAGAAGGAGCGCGCGGGCGCCGGCGACGACAAGACCAAGCGGCCGAUGAACGCCUUCAUGCUCUUCGCGCAGCGCUACCGCGUCGUCUACACGCAGCAGUUCCCCGGCCGCGACAACCGAGCGAUCAGUUGUAUGUUGGGCGAGCACUGGAAGAAGCUGAGCCACGAGGAGCGCCAGCAGUACACGGAGCAGGCCAAGCAGCUGGCCGUGACGUACAAGGAGAAGAACCCCAACUGCUGGAAACGCCGCUCCAGCAGCCGCUCCGACUCGGACGCGCAGGCGAGCGCUCACAGUCAAAGCAGUGCGCCGCUGAACGUCCUGACACCGACCACCACCACCGCCUCGGCACUCAACGCGCUGGUACUGCUGGAGAACGGCAUGGAUGCCCAGGAAGAUCCAGGGUGGCAGGGCUCGUCGGACGAGCAGUCGCCGCUGGCUGAAGUGGACGUCACGGGCUGCGAGGGGACGGCCGGAAGACGGUCUCGUCGGAGGAGGAGAACGAGGAGGCGGAUGCACAGGUCGACGCGCGGCGCUUUCCCUGGCAUGCCAAGCAGCAGUGCCGGCUGGCGUCCAACGGGAAUUCCAUGGCGGAGUUCGCUUUCAGCAACCAUGCGCCCAUUGCUCGCAGUCACGAGUUGAAAAGGGAACCUCAUCAGCCACCGGGACCGUUGUGACCAACACUGGCCGUUGGAGUCGUAGCGCUAAAGUUUUGAAUUUUUGUACGCUUUUUUAUUUACUAGUAUUGUUUGCUUUUGUGAAUUAGCCAGGAUGUGCAGGUGUGUGUCAUGUGAAUGGCUUUUUAAAUGUUG